ACAGUAACUAUAGUAUUAUCUGAUACCUUAAAUGCUUUUUAUGACGUUUCAAUCAUUAACAUAAUAUAAAGAUAAGCGAUAGCGUAGGAAGUAAAAGGAGCUCGCAGGUCGGGUCGAGCCCGCAAAAGGCGAGCAUGUCGAGGACGAGCGUGACGGUGGGCAUCCUGGCGGCGCUGAGCACGCUGGUGGCGGCCGGCGACCGGUACCACCCGGACGGCGCGGCGGGCGCGGGGCGCGGCGCGGCGGCGCGCGCGGCCGCCGAGCGGGCCGGCGAGCGCACCGCGCAGUUCUGGCUGGACGACGCGCAGCAAGCCUUGCGCGCGCGGCUGGCGGCCGGCGCGGCGGGCGCGGGCGCGGGCAAGGCGCGCAACGUGGUGCUGUUCCUGGGCGACGGCAUGUCCGUGCCCACGCUGGCCGCCGCGCGCACACUGCUCGGCCAACGCAACAAUCAGACGGGAGAAGAAGCUCAAUUGUCUUUUGAAGCUUUUCCUACGGCCGGCUUAGCGAAGACGUACUGCGUGGACGCGCAGAUCGCGGACUCGGCGUGCACGGCGACGGCGUACCUGUGCGGCGUGAAGGCCAACCGCGGCACCAUCGGCGUGUCGGCUGCCGUGCCGCGCUGGGACUGCCCCGCCUCGCUGCAGCCCGGCACGCGGCUCAACUCCAUCGCCGCCUGGGCGCUCGCCGACGGCCGCGAUGCAGGCAUAGUGACGACGACGCGGGUUACGCACGCGUCGCCGGCGGGCGCGUUCGCGCGCGUCGCCAACCGGCACUGGGAGAACGACGCCGAGGUCCUGGCGGCCGGCGCCGACCUGGCCGCCUGCCGCGACAUCGCGCACCAGCUCGUGCACUCGCACCCCGGCAACCAGUUCAAAGUUAUUCUUGGUGGGGGUCGGCGCGAAUUCCUACCUAAUGAUACGAUCGAUGAAGAAGGCUCCCCGGGCCGCAGGACCGACAGGCGUAAUUUAAUUCAAGAAUGGCAAGACGACAAGCUCAGUCGCAAUGCAAGCUACCAGUACCUGUGGAACCGGAAGCAGCUGCUGGCCGCGAACGCCUCGCUGCCGGAGUACAUGCUGGGGCUAUUCGAAAGCACCCAUUUGCAAUACAACCUUCGCGCGAAUCACGAAACGGAACCCACUUUAGCCGAAUUGACCGAGGUGGCCAUUCGCAUGCUCAAACGUAACGAUAAGGGAUUUUUCCUUUUCGUAGAGGGUGGACGCAUAGAUCACGCUCAUCACGACAACUACGUGGAGCUCGCGUUGGACGAAACCAUUGAGCUGAGCGCGGCCGUGGCCAAGGCGGCCGAGCUGCUGCCGGAGGAGGACUCGCUGCUUGUGGUGACGGCCGACCACGCGCACGUGAUGGCGUUCAACGGCUACACGCAGCGCGGCGGCGACGUGCUCGGCCCCUCCGACGACCGCGACUCCGACCGCGUGCCCUACAUGACGCUCUCCUACACCAACGGCCCGGGCCACCGCCCCGAAGUUAACGGACGCCGAGUCGACGUCACUCUCGACGAAAAUUAUCGUGACAUUCGCUGGCGGACGCACGUGGACGUGCCGCUGAGCUCCGAGACGCACGGCGGCGACGACGUGGCGGUGUUCGCGCGCGGGCCGCACCACGCCGUGCUGUCGGGGCUGUAUGAGCAGAGCCACCUGCCGCACCGCAUGGCGUACGCCGCCUGCAUCGGGCCCGGCCUGCACGCCUGUACCAGCGCAGCUCCUCUGCUUGCGCCCGGCUUCUAUCUGUUGUCGCUUAUCAUUGUAGCUGUGACGAAUAUCAUAAAGUAUAUCGAAGCAGAUUACGCCACGGGUUACAAAGCGAUGCAGCAGAGUGGACUAGAGAUUAUUGGAAGGAAAAGGCGAACAUAGCCAUAGAGGAUCGUCUGCCGAACAGACGAGAGCACGGAGCCGAGCGAGCG
Molecule: messenger RNA, 1921 nt
Organism: Colias croceus (clouded yellow)
Lineage: Eukaryota; Metazoa; Arthropoda; Insecta; Lepidoptera; Pieridae
Product: membrane-bound alkaline phosphatase-like
Exons: 6
Coding region: 135-1871 (578 amino acids)
Biological process (GO): dephosphorylation
Molecular function (GO): alkaline phosphatase activity
Source: RefSeq, a predicted model, not a curated record